AUGGGCCAACCGCGUCACCCCCUCCCCGCCCCAUCUCACCGUCCCCGCGCCCGGCCUCUUUUGUUUUGGCUCAUGAAGAUACUACGACUAGCGGACUACAAGAAGAGUCCCAACAUCCCUCGCUUGCUGCUUCGGACCAUUUUCUCUGCUGCUUGUUCCAUUCCCAAGUCUUGUCGCUUAUCGCCCUUCCCUUGCUCGACGCCGGACCUGCCCCAUUCUUCCUGUCGGAAUAUCCACUCGCAUAGCGGCCCAUCCCGGUACCCCAUUCUCAAAGCCAAAGCCAGACCCUCACCCGAAGCCAGAACUUGCCGGCAAAGUCGUGCUUUCUCAUCUCACCUCAACAAUCCCAAUCCCGAUCACCACUGCGGCGUCGCUCCCUCUCCUCGUCCAACCCCGCUCCGCUGCCGCAAUCUAGACCCUCUUGGUCUUGCUCCACCGCUUGGCUAUUCCAACAUCGCUGUGUCAUUAGCUGCCCCUCUCACUCUUAACAACAAGCAGCAGCCGUCUCACCGCCGUACGACACACUCUCAAUCCGCCAAAAUGACCGUACCGGACUCUUUUCCGCACAAGCACAAGGUCGCAGUGAUUGGAUCCGGAAACUGGGGCACCACUGUCGGCAAGGUUAUCGCUGAGAGCACGAGCGAGCACCCAGAUGUUUUCGAGAAGGAUGUUCAGAUGUGGGUGUACGAGGAGAAGGUGAUAGUUGACGGCGAGACUCGGAACCUGACCGAGGUCAUCAACACAAAGCACCAAAACACAAAGUACCUCGAGGGCAUCAAUCUUCCGACCAACCUCAUCGCCAACCCCAGCAUCGAGGACGCUGUCAAGGACGCCACCAUUCUCAUCUUCAACUUUCCACACGAGUUCAUCAACAACAUCUGCAGACAACUCAAGGGCAAGAUCCUCCCCUAUGCCCGCGGCGUGAGCUGCAUCAAGGGUGUGACCGUAACCGACGACAAGAUCGAACUCAUCUGCGAGUUCAUUGGCGAGCAGCUUGAGAUUUAUUGCGGUGCCCUGAGCGGAGCCAACAUUGCCAGCGAAAUCGCCAACGAGAACUGGUGCGAGACCACCAUUGCUUACAACACACCUCCUUGCGACCGCCACGUGGCCAACGGAAACGGACAAGCCAAUGGCAACGGCAACGGGGCCUACGAGGAGCACCGCGACUCUCGUGGCCAGAUUAUCAAGACGAAGCUCACACCCGUCCCGGAAGGCUAUCCCCCGCUGGACCACGAGGUCCUUCACACACUCUUCAGCCGUCCUUACUUCACCGUCUCGAUGGUGUCUGACGUGGUGGGUGUCUCACUUGGCGGUGCGCUCAAGAACAUCGUCGCUAUUGCCUGUGGCUUUGUGGAGGGUCACGGCUGGAACAUGACUGCCAAGACUGCCGUCAUGCGUCGAGGCAUGUUGGAGAUCAUCCAGUUCGCUCGCGAGUUCUACCCCGAGACCAUCCAGCCAGCCACGCUCUGGGAGGAGAGUGCCGGGUGGGGCGACAUGAUUGUCAGCUGCACCGCUGCCCGCAACUGGCGGUACUCCAAGAUGGCGGUUGAGCGCGGAGUGUCCAUUCAGGAGAUUGAGCGUACAGAGCUCAACGGGCAGAAGCUGCAGGGCAUUUCGACCUCGCGCGAAGUCAGCAGCUUCUUGAGGGCGCGCGGUAUUGAGGACAAGUAUCCUCUGUUCAAGCUCGUCGACGGCAUUCUGGACGGCAAGGUCAAUGUUAAUGACAUUCCUAGCCUCUUCAGAAAGAAUUAG
Messenger RNA from Podospora bellae-mahoneyi, 1752 nucleotides. It is a transcript of the gene GPD1, whose product is annotated as glycerol-3-phosphate dehydrogenase. Gene Ontology annotation, molecular function: glycerol-3-phosphate dehydrogenase [NAD(P)+] activity; NAD binding. The transcript is spliced from 2 exons. Lineage: Eukaryota; Fungi; Ascomycota; Sordariomycetes; Sordariales; Podosporaceae. Gene Ontology annotation, biological process: glycerol-3-phosphate catabolic process; carbohydrate metabolic process. Gene Ontology annotation, cellular component: cytosol; glycerol-3-phosphate dehydrogenase (FAD) complex; nucleus. The coding region runs from base 1 to 1752 and encodes 583 amino acids. The record is from RefSeq and is a predicted model, not a curated record.